CUGUCAUACCGCGUACGUAUAGUGUUUUUUACGGGCAUCGUUCUAAAAAUAAGUUGUAAUAAUUAUAAUUUUAUGUAGCGGUCGCAGCAGAGACGGUUUUCUGUCGAUUUUUUUAUUUUACUGACUAGAAGUGAGUGAUUUGUGAUUGAUAGUGUUUGUGGCGGUGCAGAUGCAGGGGCUCGUAAGCGACAAGACGUUCCACUUGAAGUGGAACAACCACCUGCAGAACCUGAGCCAGCUGUUCACGACCAUCUACUCGUCGUCGGCGCUGGCCGACGUGACGCUCUCCUGCCGCGAUGGGACCCUCAAGGCGCACAAGCUCGUGCUCUCAGCGUGUAGCCCGUACUUCGAGCAAAUAUUCAAGGACAACCCAUGUCAGCACCCCAUCGUGAUACUAAAAGGGAUACCAUUCUCGGAGAUAAAUCUCUUGGUCGAGUUCAUGUACAAAGGUUCAGUGGAUGUACAAGAGCUGGACCUUCAAUCAUUAAUGCACACAGCCUCAGAGCUAGAAAUCAGAGGAUUAGCAUAUGAGGCAAGAGAUAAUGCUGCACAGCUUUUAAAUGUUAAUUUGGAGUACCCUGCCUAUGGACAAAACGCCACUUCAACACCUACCGCAGCUACAUCAGCAACAGUUUCUACAUCACAGACAUAUCCUCAAGCUCGCACAGAUGUUGAAAGGCUGAAACAGAUACACAUGUACCAACAGUCAAUGAUGCGGGCCGAUGAGAUACGUCGACGGCGAAGAGAAGACAUGCCAACCACACAAACAGCAGUUAACAAUAUCCUAGCUGCGGCUGCCAGGGAAAUGGAAGAGGCGAGGCACGCUGCACGGACCGGAGACCGCGUCGUUGCCAGUAUACAAACUGAGCAAGAAGCAACUGCAGCCUCUGAGCUUAAACGUGAUCUAGAAGACGACAGACCGAAAAAACGUUCCUCAAUCAUGUCUCCAGAAGAUGACAAGUUACGAGCCAAGAAGAAGGCUAUGACUGUACGCUUCCAAGAAGAAAAUAAGACUGAAGAGGGCCCCGCCAAAAUUAUGUCACCGGGUGCCACAAACUCUAACCACGGCAGCAAUGACUCCAAAACCGAGGACCUGAAGUCCGGCGGCAUCAAAGUAGUGCAGCUGGCCGUACUGCAGAAACCCACCAACAAUGAACAUGAUGACUCAGACGAAAAACUAAACAAGCAUGGAUUAGAAGAUGAUGAAGAAACAGAUUCAAGCGGUUCAAUAUCGGACUCAGCGGUUAACGAGUCGCAGGACGGACGACCACACGUGUGCGACAUAUGCGAUGUCAGGUUCGCGCGCUCGUCGCACCUGUCGCGGCACCGGCUCACGCACACGGGCGAGCGGCCCUUCACGUGCGGCGGCUGCGGGCGCUCCUUCGCGCGCUCCGACAAGCUGCGCGUGCACACCAAGAUUUGCGAGCGGGAGGACCCCACGGUCGACAUGAGCGAUGUGAAGCGGGACACGUCAGAAGUUAUGUCUGGGAUGGUGCGUACAACUCACCGGGAGUCCGGCCACCUUGUAUUCACGGCCAGUGGUGACGUCAUGUUGCCCCCCCGGGGCCCCGCCCCGGAGCCCCGGGACGACCCCACCGACCCGCCCCGUAGAGGACGUGGUCGCCCCCGCAAGACUCCGCUACCAUUAACGCCUAAGAUCAAGAAGCGACGUGGACGACCGCCUAAGACAUCUUUAGACAUGGAGGGCUGCGUGCUGACGGGCGGCGCGGUGGCGGGCGGCGCGCUGGCCUCCCACCAGCUGCUGCUCAAGCGCAAGCGCGGCCGCCCGCCCAAGAACUACUUCCUGCCGCGCGCCGGUAUGGAUAUGUCAAUACCGAUGCAGUACGGGCUAGCCGCGGAAAUGAGCAAGUUUUACGGUCGCCCGAACGAGAACUACAACGCGACGAAUCUACCUUUCGGGGACUUCUCUUACCUUACCGAGAUGAUGUACAACCCGCUCGCGUACUCAUAUGGUGUAACGAGCGUUGACCCCGAUAGAAACGUGGAUAUUGACCCCUCGGAGCACACGGACGCAACUGAGCACGGAGACGUAGAGCACGGAGACGGGGAGCACGGGGAGGGGGGCAGGUCUGAGCAUGAACGCACCAUUGAUGUAUCUGACUCGUCAUCGUCAGACGAAGAUCGUGACGAAGAGCCUGAAGCUCAUAUCAUGACAGUAGGUGACUGCCAGAUCGUAAAACUACCGCCAGCUGAAGAAGAGCGCGCUGAUGUCCCCGAUGGUCACUCGCUGACCACUGUCCCCGUUUCCACCACACCUUCAGCGCCCAGCUCCGUCACCAUCACCCCCAUCACCACGGUGGGUGAUUGCACCAUACGUCCCGUCGAAAACACAUAAUGCGAGAACCUUAGGGUCUACCCCGUCCUCUUGAUACCCUUCAAGUGGAAAUAGAUUGAGAAAAUCGCUCGGUGAACCUUCCGACGUGUUCGCGAUCGGUUCGCUUUCUUAUACCUAGGGCGGUGCCGUGGCCGGAUCACGUAGUCGGUGAGAAAAACGAGAUUACUCAAAAUUUUCCUUAGACAUACGAGGAAGUAAACCGGCGUGAACCCUAUGAUUUGCGUGUUACAUUCCAAUGUUUUGUUUCGUUCCAAUGUUUCGUUUAUUGAUAUAAAAUCUUGUUGCUUAGUGCAAGCCCAAACUCUCGAAAAUAAUUUAAUUAGUAAAGCCUUGUAAUGUAGCAUUACUUCGAGUUUCUUGUUUUUAUCAGAACGUAACGUAAAAAACUUAAGGUCUUACAUACUUCUAGCGGUGUCUAAAAUGCGUUAAAAGUAAAACUGUUUUUAGAAGAGAUAGCAAUAGAAAUUAAUAAAAAUAAUUUUUACA
Melitaea cinxia (Glanville fritillary) is the source of this 2842-nucleotide messenger RNA. Its product is annotated as zinc finger and BTB domain-containing protein 49-like. NCBI's taxonomy places the organism in Eukaryota, Metazoa, Arthropoda, Insecta, Lepidoptera, Nymphalidae. The record is from RefSeq and is a predicted model, not a curated record. Gene Ontology annotation, biological process: regulation of transcription by RNA polymerase II. Gene Ontology annotation, molecular function: DNA binding; protein binding. The transcript has 11 exons. The coding region runs from base 170 to 2356 and encodes 728 amino acids. Gene Ontology annotation, cellular component: nucleus.